GUCUCACCGGUACUCGUCCAGUUGUCCGCCGACUAGCCUCUCCCGCUUCUACCGCGGCGGUUCGGCUCGGGCAAAUCUGACAACAAGCAACAUUUGUCCACUUCAAGCUCACUUAAAAUCCGUCAUGGCACCGCCGUGGUGUUGAGGCGGCUCCGCUUUCACGCUCGUCCGGUGGACUGCGCUCAUUCGACGCUCGGAUAUCUCGCCAGAGGCCACAAUGAGCUCAGAGGACCCCGACGAGCCGCGGGACAGGCCCGACAGCAGGAGCAGCAGCAGCACGACCACCAGCAGCAGCAGUAGCGGCGGCGGGGGAUCCGACAAAGAACCCCACAUGGACGGCUCGGACCACGAUGCAGACCUCGCUCGUAGCUGCCCUCCUUCCCCGCCGGCAACCAGCGACACUUUGGAAGAUCGUCAAGAAUCAGCCGCCGCGCCUCAAUCGGCAGGCGGCGACGGCAGUGGGGUUUCGGGCUGCGACACUAGCCGGGCUCCGAGUCUUUUCUCGUGGCUUCAGAACAGGUCCAUUAGGCGCGGCGUAUUUGUGGACCCGGUGCGGGACAAUUUCAGGACCAUGACUAGCUUGUACAGCUCCAUGAACCCGGCCGCCGACUCAGUCAACCUGAGCACCAAGACGCACGGUGCCGUGUUCAACCUGGAAUACUCUCCAGACGGGUCUGUGCUGACGGUGGCCUGCGAGCAGACCGAGGUCCUCCUCUUUGAUCCUAUCUCGUCCCGACACAUCAAAACCUUGACGGAGGCCCAUGAGGACUGUGUCAAUAACAUAAGGUUCCUGGACAACCGUCUGUUCGCCACGUGCUCGGAUGACACCACCAUCGCGCUGUGGGACCUGCGCAAGCUCAACUCCAAGGUUUGCUCGCUGCACGGCCAUGCCAGCUGGGUGAAGAACAUCGAGUACGACACCAACACGCGCCUGCUGGUCACCUCCGGCUUCGACGGCAACGUCAUCACGUGGGACACCAACAGAUUCACGGAGGACGGCUGCCCGCACAAGAAGUUCUUCCACACACGCUACCUGAUGAGGAUGCGUCUGACACCCGACUGCUCCAAGAUGCUCAUCUCCACGUCGUCGGGCUACCUGCUCAUCCUGCACGACUUGGACCUCACGCAGUCGCUGGAGGUGGGCAGCUACCGCAUGCUGCGGGCCAGGCGGACGCCGCUCACUUCAGACGGAGGCGCGCUGGCAUCCCGCUCGGCCGGACCGCGCCACGGAAACGACUCCGCCAAGUUGCACCCGCAUAGAGAAGGCCUUUCUCCCCGGAACAGCCUGGAGGUUCUGACCCCGGAGAUCCCGGGGGAGCGGGAUCGAGGGAGCUGCAUCACGUCCCUGCAGCUCCACCCCAAAGGCUGGGCCGCACUCAUACGCUGCUCCAGCAACAUGGACGAUCGGGAGUGGACGUGCGUGUACGAGUUCCAGGAGGGCGCUCCCACCCGCCCGCCAGCGUCCCCACGCUGCUCCCUGCGCCUGACUCACUUCAUCGAGGAGGCCAACGUGGGGCGGGGCUACAUCAAGGAGCUUUGUUUCAGCCCGGACGGACGCCUUAUCUGCUCGCCGUACGGCUACGGUGUGCGUCUGCUUGCCUUUGACGACAGCUGCGGCGAGCUAGCCGACUGCGUGCCGGUGGAGACGGCUUGCCUGCGCGAGGUGCGCUCCAUCUACUCUCACAGCGACGUGGUGCUCACCACCAAGUUCUCACCCACACACUGCCAGCUGGCCUCGGGCUGCCUGAGCGGCCGGGUGGCACUCUACCAGCCCAAGUUCUAGCAGAACACGCCCACCCAGGUACGCCCGCGUCUUCUAUGCACACCUUCUCAAAAGUGCUGCGGCCCGCCGGGGACGUUUCCAGUCCGUCCCGAAGCGACAGCGGCCUCAACGAUUCGCUCUGCCUUAAAUUGCACAUUUAAGGUGGAACCUUAGGGGCGAGGCGUCCGACGGCUGCUUAGCACGUCCGUCCGGCUUGCCCUUGUGAGGCUCGACUUGGAAUCUAUGCUGCGGCCGUCCCGUGUGGACCAUCCUCGUGGUCUCCGCGUGCUUGCGUGCAUUUUCUCAAGAAGUUGUCUGCAUGUGAGCUAAACUGAAGAUUGAAAAUUGUCCAAAGGUCUGAAAGUGAGCGUGAUGGCUUCUUUGUCUCAAUGCGAUUGGCGGGCUGCCCUGUGACUUUUUAGAAGGGGGGAAAAAAAUUAAAUUAAUAUUAAAUUAAAUUGAUAAAAUAAUUCUAAGAAAAAUGGCUUUUCCUAGAAAUAUUGCAACUUUUUCUCAAAGUGGAAAAACCAGACUCUAAUCUUGAAACUUUUUCUUUCAACGAGACUUAAAUCUUCAGAUUUUCUCAAACCACCGCAAAUUUCUAGAAAAAAAGUACAGUUUUUAUAAAAGCGUUUCCCUCAAACAGUGCGGAAAACACUGCUUGCAUCUUGAAAUAUUUCUCAAUAAGCUUACUUUGUUAGAAAAAAAUAUAAACAUAAAAACAUAAACAUUUGACAAAGAUUUAUUCUUGUAAAAUUGAAGUGAUUUUUUUUCUCUCUCAAUCCAAACCAUAAUCUAACUUUAAAGAAAAAAGUAAAACAAAAAACACUACUUUUUUUUGCCCAAUAUUCAAUUGACUGUCUUCUUUUUUAAAUUUUCCUGCCCCCCGAUUGGUCGCCAUUGGUUAGCGACCAAUCUGGAGUCCACCCUGCUUAGGCCCCAGCUCGCCCGCAAAAUGAAUGAAUGGAGAAAUAUUUUGUUGACUUGCGAGCUGGUUGCUUUCCACGUUGACUCAACAUGGCACGACAUGGACACCGCUGCCUUUGGCUCAUGUUUCCGCCUCGUGGCCUUUCAGCGUUUUAUUUUUUUUUGUCAUAGCAAUCUGUCAACAAUGGCGUUUAGGUGACUUUUUUUUUCUCUUUGCGUUCUCGCCUCCUGUUCAAAUAUCGAGAGCCAUCCAUCCAUCCAUCUUCUUCCGGUUAUCCGGGGUCGGGUCGCGGGGGCAGCAGCUUUGGAGGGACUCCCAGACUUCCCUCUCCCCAGCCACUUCAUCCAACUCAUCCCAGGGGAUCCCAAGGCGUUCCCAGGCCAGCUGAGAGACAUAGUCUCUCCAGCGCAUCCUGGGUCGUCACCGGUGUCUCCUACCGGUAGGACAUGCCCGGAACACCUCUCCAGGGUGGCAUCCAGGAGGCAUCCUGAUGAGAUGCCCGAGCCACCUCAUCUGGCUCCUCUCAAGGUGGAGGAGCAGCGGCUCUACUCUGAGUCUGUCCCGGUUGACCGAGUUUCUCACCUUAUCUCUAAGGGACACCCUGCGGAGGAAACUCAUUCCGGCCACUUGUAUCCUGGAUGUGGUUCUUUUGGUCACGACCCAUAGCUCGUGACCAUAGGUAAGGGUAGGAGCAUAGAUCGACCGGUAAAUGGAGAGCUUUGCCUUUUGGCUCAGCUCUCUCUUCACCACGACGGACCGGUACAGAGAAAAUCAGAGACACGAUGCUGAGGUCCCCAAACCGGACACCCUCAAUGCCUCGGCUGCGCCUAGAAAUUCUGUCCAUAAAAAUUAUUAACAGAAUCGGUAACAAAGGGCAGCCUUGGCGGAGUCCAACCCUCACUGGGAACGAAUCCGACUUACUGCCUGAAAUGCGGACCAAACUCUGGCAUCGGUGAUACAGGGAUCGAGACACUUAUCAGUUGGCUCGGCACCCCGUACUCCCAAAGCACCAUAGAGGCGUGUCAGCCAUGACAGCCCCACAACAUCCAGAGCCUUUAAGAACUCCGGGCGGAUCUCAUCCACCCCGGGGGCCUUGCCACCGAGGAGUUUUUUUAACUACCUCAGUGACUUCGACCCCAGAAAUUGGAGAGUACGCCUCAGAGUCUCCAGGCCAAGCUUCCACAAUGGAAGGCGUGUCGGUGGAAUUGAGGUCUUCAAAGUAUUCUCCCCACCGACUCACAACGUCCCGAGUCGAGGUCAGCAGCACGCCAUCUCCACUGUAAACAGUGUUGACUGUGCACUGCUUCCCCCUCCUGAGACGCCGGAUGGUAGACCAGAAUUUCCUCGAAGUCGUUCAGAAGUCAUUUUCCAUGGCCUUGCCAAAGUCCUCCCACGCCCGGGUUUUUGCCUCCGCAACCGCCAAAGCCGCGUUCUGCUUGGCCAUCCGGUACCUGUCAGCUGCCUUCGGAGUCCCGCAGGCCAAAACGGCCCGAUAGGACUCCUUCUUCAGCUUGACGGCAUCCCUUACCGCCUGUGUCCACCAGCGGGUUCGGGGAUUGCCGCCACGACAGGCACCAACGACCUUACGGCCACAGCUCCGGUCGGCUGCCUCAACAUGGUCCACUCGGACUCAAUGUCCCCGCCUCCCCCGGGACGUGGGAAAAGCUCUGCCGGAGGUGGGAGUUGAAGCUCUUCCUGACAGGGGAUUCUGCCAGACGUUUACAGCAGACCCUCACAGAGCAUUUGGGUCUGCCAGGUCGGACAGGCAUCUUCCCCCACCAUCGGAGCCAACCCACCACCAGGUGGUGAUCAGUUGACAGCUCCGCCCCUCUCUUCACCCGAAUGUCCAAAACAUGCGGCCGCAAAUCCGAUGACACGACUACAAAGUCGAUCAUCGAACUGCGGCCUAGGGUGUCCUGUUGCCAAGUGCACACAUGGACACCCUUAUGCUUGAACAUGGUGUUCAUUAUAGAGAAUCCGUGUCGAGCACAGAAGUCCAACAAUAGAACACCGCUUGGGUUCUGAUCGGCGGGGCUGUUCUUCCCAAUCACGCCCUUCUAGGUCAUUGUCCACGUGAGCAUUGAAGUCACCCAGUAGAAUGAUGGAGUCCCCAGAAGAAACGCUCUCCAGCACUUCCUCCAGGGACUCCAAGAAGGGUGGGUACUCUGAGCUGCCGUUUGGUGCAUAGACACAAACAGUCAGGACCUGUCCCCCCACCCGAAGGGGGAGGGAGGCUACCCUCUUGUUCACCAGGGUGAACCCCAAUGUGCAGGCGCCCAGCCGGGGGGGCAAUAAGUAUGCCCACACCUGCUCGAUGCCUCUCACCGUGGGCAACUCCAGAGUGGAAGAGAGUCCAGACCCUCUUGAGAGGGCUUGUACCAGAGCCCUUACUAUGUGUGGAGGCAAGUCCGACUAUGUUUAGUCCAGGGGUGGCCAACCAGUCAGAGACUAAGAGCCACAUUUUUUACUGUAUCAUCGCAAAGAGCCACAUCAUACACAUAACCCCCCCACACACACACACAAGUCCACAAACAGAUAUAACAAUUUUCAAUAACGUUUUUCUCUUACUAUGCUGCUUAGUGGGACUUCUGGCAUUCCUUGUCCUGAACAACCCUCCUCAAAUGUGGCUUGUAUUCUGUUGUUGCCACUCGAAGCAACUCUUUCACAUGAGUGUCAGUCAGAACAGAUCGAGGCUUUGAUUUCACAUGUUUCAGGGUGGAAAACACAGACUCGCAGACGUACGUUGACCCAAACAUCGACAGUAUCUUAAACACAGUUUGACGUUGGGGUAUUUUUCCAUUGGCACACUUUUCCAGAACUCAAUGGUGCCUUCCCUGAAAACAGUUUUCAGUUGAUUCUCCUCACAAAGAUCCAUCAUCUCCAACUCAGUCGCAGCCUCAUCUGUGAUGAGCGGGGUUUUCAAACAGUCUGUCUCUGCAUUAAAUGGAUCUACAAGGAACGUAAUCUGUGGUCUUUUCAGUUGUAGAUCACAGAACCGAGUCACAAAGCUUUCGUGCAGGUUUUCAACCAGUGUUGCAUAUCUGUCUAUUUUUUUCAAGGCGGCAACGGUGACUUGUUUACUGGCUUUUAGCAGAGUAGGAAAAUGCGUUAAAUCUCCCUUUUUAAUAUGCGCCUUGAACAGCUUCAGUUUGUUGAUAAACGCAAACACAGAUUGCACGAGGUCAGGCAGCAUUUUUAAUUUGCCCUGCAGGGUCAGGUUCAGUCUGUCCAAGUGAGACAGCAUGUCGACCAAAAAUGCCAGAUCCAUAAUCCACACGAGGUCCGAGAGGUCGGGAUAGUCCUUGCCCUUCUCUUCCAUGGACAGUUUCACGGCAUCCAAAAGCUCAAAGAAGCAAGAGAGUACUUUGCCUUUUGACAGCCACCUCACAGUGCAGUGCAGCGGCAGGUCACCUGAAAGCCCUUGGUCCAACUCAGCGAUGAGAUUCCUGAAUUGCCUGUGGUUAAGCGCAUGUGUGCGGAUGUAGUUGACGAUUUCCAUCACAAGUUUCAUGACUUUGUCUAAAUUCAAUGAUUUAGACACGAGUUGCUCCCUGUGGAUGAUGCAAUGGAAAUUCCAAAAGUCGGGAAAUGUUUGGUCAGUUUUGCACAGCCCCACAAGCCCGUUCACGGAUCCGAUCAUGGCCGGUGCUCCAUCCGUGGCUAUUGCAGUUAGUUUAGCGAUGGGCAGGUUUGCUUUUGCAAAUGCAGCCAUCAUUGUUUCUUUCACAUCUAUGCCACGGGUUCUGUCUUUUAAUGGCACAAUAUCAAGGAGUUCUUCUUUGAUCAUAAAUUUGUUUGACACAGACCGUGCAAAUAUUGCCAACUGAGGCUUGUCUUGUAUGUCACAACUCUCAUCCAAUGCCACACUAAAAUGAAGGUGAGAGUGCAACUGUGAUUCAAUAGCCCUGUUAAUGUCCGAUAUUCUGCGUUCAACAGUGUGGCGGGAGAGUUGGACAUCUGAUAUGCUUUAUUUUAGUUUGUCGUCUUUAGGAGACAAGAUUUAAACAGCCUCAAUGAGGCAUUUUUUAAUGAAGUCCCCUUCGUUGUAUGGCUUUUUAGCCUGUGCAAUGUUCCAAGCCAGUUGAUAUGAUGCAAGCGUUACGGUCUCUGAGUGGUUUGUAAAUUUUUGGAAAAAAUGCAUCUGCUUUUCUGCCUGACUUUUCAAAGUGACCAACCUGUGCUUGCGAAGUUCAGUCCCUUUUGGAAAUUCCUGGUCGAUAUUAGGAUGGACUGAGCUGAAGUGACGCUGAAGAUUUGAAGCUUUGAAAUGCGCUAAUGAUGCCUGACAUAUAAGGCAGAAUGGCUUGCCAUUACGUUCAACGAAAAAUAUAAACUCUCCCACUCUGUUAAAAAUGUCCUGUGUUCUUCUUCGUAUUUUUGUUUGGCUGUGCUUUCUUUCCCUGCCAUUUUGAGAGCGAACUUGAAACAAAUAAUUUAAAACUCAAAUGAUCACGCGCAUUUGUCGUCAUUUAGAGUACGUCAUUCUUCUUCUUUUUAACUCAAACCGAUUCAACUGGUCAGCGCGCCACCUAGGGGGAAUAAAUGGCAGCGCCAGCCAAGCAUUUUGACGCUUGUCAUGUGAAAUCUCCUGAAGAGCCGCAUGAAACCAGCCAAAGAGCUGCAUGCGGCUCGCGAGCCGCUGGUUGGCCACCGUUGGUCUAGUCGAAACUUUUCUGCCUCACACCAGCUCGGGCUCCUUUCCAACCAGAGGUGACAUUCCAUGUCCCUAGAGCCAGCCUCUGCAGCCGGUGAUCGGACCGCCAAGGUCCCUGCCUUUGGCCGCCGCCCAGCUCACUUUGCACCCGACCCCUUCACCCCACAGGUGGUGAGCCCAUGGGAAAGGGGACUCACGUUUUCUUUUCGGGCUAUGCCCGGCCGGGGCCCCAUGGGCGAAGGCCCGGCCACCAGGCGCUCGCCUUCGAGCCCCACCUCCAGGCCUGGCUCCAGAGGGGGGCCCCGGUGACCCGCGUUCGGGCGAGGGAAAACUAGAGCCAAUCCAAUCGUCAUCAGGGGUUUUGUGAGCCGUGCUUUGUCUGGCCCCUCACCUAGGACCCUUUUGCCAUGGGUGACCCUACCAGGGGCAUGAAGCCCCAGACAACAUGGCUCCUAGGAUCAUAGGGGCACGCAAACCCCUCCACCAUGGUAAGGUGACGACUCACGGAGGGGAAAUAUCGAGAGCCUCACCUAGAAAUGGGAAAUAGUUCCGAGUUGUUUUCCCUUUUCACCAUUAUGAGACUAAAGAAAAAUCCAUAAUGACCAAGACAUUUCUUGAGAAUUUUUUUCUCAUCCAUCUUUUUUUUUUUUUUUUUUUUACCCUUGUCUGAGUAUGCGUUAGGUUUCUAUACUAACUAAUAAUAGAAAAAAAGAUGAAAGCCAAGUGUGAACUACUAUGCAUACUAGCCGCAGUCGGUAAUCAAUAAGGGCUGUUAGGACCACACUGGAAUGGAAGGUGGGGAUAAAAAAAAAACAUAAAUAUACGACAACUCUCGUAUUCCGACUUCCUAGUUAAACAAAUAUCUCAUAAAAGCACUGCUUAGUCUCGUAUCAUUCAGACUUUUUAUGAAUGGGGAAAAAAAGCUUGUCUACACAUUUCUAAAUUUCUUCUCGUGCUACAAUAUUUUUUUUUCUUUCCAGUAUGGCCCUAAUAUUUAUGACAUAUACACAUAGUUUGUUCUUGCGCUUAUUUCUUAUGAAAAUAGGACUUAAUUGAAAACUGAUAUUCAAGGUGAGCCUGAAAGACAACGGAUGGAAAUGCAUUUAUUGACUUAUUUAUUUCAUCAAAGUUCUGACUUUGUGCUUCUCUGGAGCUGUUUUUUGAGUAUGUAAUGUGGGUGGAAAUUGUUUUUCGGGUUUUCCCAAAAUGUAAUGUCAGAAUAAUCAAUAACUCAAACGAAUACUGAGGUCACUCAGUUUGCUCCUAUUGAAAGACUGAAAUAAGCGCAAAAUAUGAAUUCAACAGAAAACAAUUUUCAACAAUUGUUUGCAGUGCUCUUCUGCAUAUGUUUGUGUGUGUUUGUGUGUGCGUUUGUGUACAUGCGGUGCCAAGUUGUAUUCACGCACUGAAUUAUCCUGAGCUAUGAAACAUUAAAAAAAGGAAGGAAAGGUACUUUGUCUUGGCAACAAUAAACAAGAAAUUGCUUUGUUUUGAAA
Molecule: messenger RNA, 8840 nt
Organism: Syngnathus typhle (broad-nosed pipefish)
Lineage: Eukaryota; Metazoa; Chordata; Actinopteri; Syngnathiformes; Syngnathidae
Gene: wdr32
Product: WD repeat domain 32
Exons: 7
Coding region: 218-1783 (521 amino acids)
Cellular component (GO): Cul4-RING E3 ubiquitin ligase complex
Molecular function (GO): protein binding
Source: RefSeq, a predicted model, not a curated record